Drosophila ficusphila is the source of this 1654-nucleotide messenger RNA. RefSeq names its product G protein alpha q subunit-like. The transcript has 8 exons. Gene Ontology annotation, molecular function: GTPase activity; G-protein beta/gamma-subunit complex binding; guanyl nucleotide binding. Bases 474 to 1529 code for a protein of 351 amino acids. Gene Ontology annotation, cellular component: heterotrimeric G-protein complex. Gene Ontology annotation, biological process: adenylate cyclase-modulating G protein-coupled receptor signaling pathway. The record is from RefSeq and is a predicted model, not a curated record. NCBI's taxonomy places the organism in Eukaryota, Metazoa, Arthropoda, Insecta, Diptera, Drosophilidae.
ACUCACUGGAUUAUGUUUAUCGUUUCGGAAUUAAAAAAAAUUUAAUAACGUGAAUCAUAGGUUGAUUAUGCAAUUAAUUGUAAUGAAUUACAAUUAACUAUGGAUAUAAAGAAAUGUGUACUGUGAAUAGCCAAAUAAAACGUUAAAAUAAUCCAAUAUAAGAUUAAGAUUAAGAUAAGAUAAGCAUCGUCCAUUUUGGCAUUCGAUUCAAACACCAAAUUUUUUUUUUUAAAAAUUAAGACACACCAAAAUAAGAUAAAUAUUUUUUUGUUAUUGCUUUUUUAUGGGCGAUGCCCAGUUUGAAGUUUGAGAAAUGCAUUCCCUAAUUUUAUUGGAAAACAACGCAGAACAAAAUCACUUACGGUCGUUUGAAAAAGUUUAUUUAUUAAUAGGUCUUCGGUAUUAAUCUCCGGGUCACCAAAAUCUGAUUCAUAAUACUUAUAGCAACGGAUUGUGAAGGUCGAAACUUCAAAAUGGAUUGCUGUUUAUCGAGUAAAACCACAGAGGCAGACCUUAUCAAUAUGGAAAUCGAGAGGCAAUUGCAGCUAGACAAGAAAAAGGCGCGACGGGAGGUUAAACUAUUAAUUCUGGGUACGGGAGAGUCCGGCAAGUCAACGUUCAUCAAACAGAUGCGAAUUAUCCAUGGCAACGGCUUCUCCGAAAGGGAUAAGCGUGGUUACAUCAAGCUAGUGUUCCAGAACAUAUUCAUGGCCAUGCAGUCAAUGAUCGGGGCAAUGGACAAGCUAAAUAUUUCCUAUGGCCAAAGCGAGCAUAGAGAACUGGCCGCACUAGUAAUGAGCAUAGAUUACUCCAAGGUAUCUUUUUUAGAGGGUCCAUACUUAAGUGCCAUCAAAACCCUUUGGAAGGAUGUUGGCAUCCGGGAGUGCUACGAUCGUCGCAGGGAAUAUCAGCUGACUGAUUCAGCCGAAUACUACUUAAACGACAUAACUCGAAUCGAAAGGGCUGAUUACUUGCCAACAGAGCAGGACAUAUUGCGUGCUCGAGUGCCGACGACUGGCAUUCAUGAAUAUCCAUUCAAUUUGGAAGGCUUUUUAAUAAGGAUGGUGGACGUCGCAGGUCAACGUUCUGAGAGAAGAAAGUGGAUUCAUUGUUUUGAGAAUGUGACCUCACUUAUGUUUUUGGCGGCGAUAUCAGAAUAUGAUCAAGUCUUGGCUGAAGCUGAAAUUGAUAAUCGAAUGGAGGAAUCGAAAGCACUAUUUUUUAAUUUACUUUCAUUCAAAUGGUUCGACAGUUCUUCAAUCAUUCUUUUCUUGAAUAAGGUAGAUUUAUUUGAGAAGAAAAUAAUGACUUCGCAUUUGGUAGACUAUUUUCCUGCAUACGAUGGUCCAAAAAGAGAUGCAGACGCUGCCCAAAAAUUCAUACUAAAAAUGUUUUUGGACUCAAAUAUCCGUCCGGAUAUAUACUCUCACUUUACAUGUGCAACAGAUACGGAACACAUAAAGCUUGUGUUUGCAGUCGUGAAGAACAAAAUUCUGCGACAUAAUCUUCUUGCAAACAAUCUUCUCUAAACUAAAAACGACUUGUGGCAUAUGCGGCUCAUAUUGAAGUUGAUGAAUUUAUAUUUCUAAAGUUAAUCGUCGAAAUGGUUAUAAUAGUUACCUAAGUAUUAAUAAAAAAGGAAUGGUUUGGACGA